AUGAACCCUUCCAACGUCCCAGCCAACGUACCAGAAGCAGACAAUGUAGCAGACACACUAGCCCAGGAAUGGAAGGAAGCCGAGUCAGCCCUCAGGCUAAGUAAAGAACGGAUGAUCAGGAAUCAAGGAACAGUACCAGAGUACUCGAUAGGAGAGAAAGUCUGGCUGGACGGAAAGAACGUAGAACUCAGGACCAAUUCAAACAAGUUGGAUCCCAAACGUCUUGGUCCCUUCAAAAUCCUUGAGAAAAUCUCCAGCCACGCCUACCGCUUAGAACUCCCAGAAACUCUGAAAAUCCAUGACGUCUUCUAUGUGGGGUUACUAUCAAAGAGCCACGAGUCACCAAGUCAACCAUUCCCGGAACGACCUCCCCCUGAAACAAUAGAAGGGGAGGAGGAAUAUGAAGUUGAACAGAUCAUUGACUCAAAACGUCAACGGGGAAGGUGGUUCUACCUGAUUAAGUGGAAAGGUUACGGUCCAGAAGAUAACUCCUGGGAACCCGAGGAACUCCUAGAACAUAGUCAGGAGGAGAUCCAACGCUUCAACAAGUCGCGACUGAAAAAGGCUCGUGACUCCGCCAAGAGCCUUUAA
Molecule: messenger RNA, 591 nt
Organism: Rhizoctonia solani
Lineage: Eukaryota; Fungi; Basidiomycota; Agaricomycetes; Cantharellales; Ceratobasidiaceae
Product: Retrotransposable element Tf2 protein
Exons: 1
Coding region: 1-591 (196 amino acids)
Biological process (GO): chromatin organization; negative regulation of transcription by RNA polymerase II
Cellular component (GO): pericentric heterochromatin
Molecular function (GO): chromatin binding
Source: RefSeq, a predicted model, not a curated record